This is a messenger RNA of Pan troglodytes (chimpanzee), 474 nucleotides long. Its product is annotated as zinc finger protein 736-like. Gene Ontology annotation, biological process: regulation of DNA-templated transcription. The transcript has 4 exons. The record is from RefSeq and is a predicted model, not a curated record. Lineage: Eukaryota; Metazoa; Chordata; Mammalia; Primates; Hominidae. The coding region runs from base 79 to 378 and encodes 99 amino acids.
AUUCCUGGCUCAGCAAUAUGUCACAAUCCCCUUUGUGAACCGGGCCCAGGCAGGAGAUGACAAUCACAUCAUCUGGGAAUGAGACCAGAGGGAGUGUUGACAUUCAGGGAUGUGGCUGUAGAAUUCUCCCCAGAAGAGUGGGAAUGCCUGGACUCUGCUCAGCAGCGUUUGUAUAGGGAUGUGAUGUUAGAGAACUACAGAAAUCUGGUCUCCUUGGGUCUUGCUAUCUUUAAGCCAGACUUGAUGACCUGUCUGGAGCAAAGAAAAGAGCCCUGGAAUGUGAAGAGACAGGAGGCAGUAGCCAAACACCCAGGUUAUUAUGAUGGUUGUAAUGAAGAUUAUAUGAGUAUAAUGGAGCUAUAUGUUUCUGAAUUCUGAACAACUAGUUACAAAAUAUUCUACUUUUUUCUGUUGAACAUGUGACGUAUCUGGUCUGCUAAACACAUGUAGACCUUUAGUUUUGAUAUAUAUGGA